CGCCGCGCUGUGGGUGGAGGAGCUACGCGGGAGCCGGGCAGCGCAGCGGGUUGGCAGGACCGACUGCCGCAGCCUGGGGAAGGACACAGGUGCGGUCAGACCUUGCAGCUCGCUGGGGUCACCUGUGGCCAAGAGGUGAGCUUGGGGGUGUGCACACGAUGACGGACAGCAAGGACUUAGAAGCCGAGAUCCACCCCCUGAAGAACGAGAACAGGAAGGUGCAGGAACAUCUGGGAAACCCAGCGGGAAAGGAAACCAGCGUGAAGCCGCCCCCGCAGUCCCGCCUCUCCCGGUGCCGGACGGUGGCCUUUUUUCUUUCGCUGUUUGUCUGCCUUUUCGUGGUGUUCGUGGUUUCCUUCAUCAUCCCAUGUCCAGACCGGCUGGCGUCACAGGGGGUGUGGAGGAUCGAUUACAAGGCAGCAGUUGCCUAUGACUUUCUGGCCACAGAAGACGUGAACAAGGACAGGAUCCAGGAUGUUCUCUUUCUUUAUAAAAACACCAACAGCAGCAGAAGCAAUUUCAGCCUCUCCUGUGCUGAUGAAGGUAAUUUUGUUUUUACCCAAAAAAUGAGCUCCCUGCAGGAGGAGGAAUCCCCUCGCCCUCUCGGUUUUGGGGGAAGCAGUUGGUGGAAUUUCUGGGAACUUUCAUGUCACUCACCUUCUCACUGGGCUGCUGACCCCAUGGGGUCAACACCAGGGAUCCAGGGACAGAGUCCAGGGCAGGGCCACAGCACGAGGCCGGCACGCUCAGCCCUGCAGACCUGGGUCUCUCCCUCCAGGCUUUUCCUCCCCCUGCACCUUCGUGGCCGCUGUGUCGGGGGCCAACGGCACCGUCCUCUGGGAGAGGCCCGUGGCCCAGAACAGGGCCCUUGUGGAGUGCGGUGUCCCCCAGCCGAGGGGCAGCGGGGCGUCUUCUGCCUGCAUCAUCCUCGGCAGACCUGGCCCUUUCAUUGCGGUAGACUCGGUCACAGCACACGGGCCCUGUGCUUGGUUUUAGGGGAGACCCUGUGGAGCCAUCCCAGCAGCUUCGGGGGGAACGUGUCCGUCCUGAGCCCUCUGCUCCAGGUGCCUGACAUUGAUGCUGACGGGGUCCCAGACCUGCUGGUCCUCACCCAGGAGGAGAACCAGGUCAACGGCUACGUCUAUUCAAGCGGCACCGGGCAGCAAGUCGGCCCCCCGGGCAGCCUGGGUGUGGACGGGACCAGCGGCUUCAUCCUCUAUGUCACCAGUGCAGGUGCCCACUACGUCCUCAUCCCCUGCGGCACCUCCCUCUGCAGCCACUCAGUGAAGGGCCUGUAUGAGAAGGCCACCGGGAGGGAGAGCUCGCUCAAGAGCGACCCCCUCUGGGAGGGCAGGCUCAACGCCACCUCCCACAGGCUGCAGGAGCACAGCUCGGGAGCUGUCCGCUACCUGAUGAACGUUCCGGGGAAGGUGGGUGAGGACCUGCUUCUUGUGAGUUCCGAGGCCUGCGUGCUGCUGGACGGGCAGGAGCUGGUGCCCAGGUGGACCCUCGGUGCAGCCCAGGUCCUGAGAAAACCCAUCCUCGGCUACUACAAACCCGACACCCCAGCCAUGGUCAUUGAGAACGGGACCGGCUCCGAGAGACAGAUCCUGCUGCUGGACCUCAGCUCCGGGGCUGUCCUGUGGAGCCAGGCUCUCCCAGGCCUCCCCAGGGACCCGCGGUCCGCCAGCCUUCCCACCGCAGACCACCGCUCCGCCUUCUUCUUCUGGGGCCUCCACGAGCUGGCUGGUGCCAACCAGACGUCAGGAGCGUCCAGGAGGGUCAGCCUCAUGCCCCCGCUGCACUCCCUGCAGGAGCCCGGAGCCACCGGGCACCACCUGUACAUGUUCCACCCCACGCAGCCCGGAGUCCUGCUGGAACUGGCCAACAUCUCCACCCCUAUUGUCACCUUCCAGGGUGAGUGCGCCCCGCAUGGGCCCAGGCUGCCAGCCAUGGGAGGCCUGUGCUGGCUGGUCCCGGGACCUGAUGGCCAUGUCCCCACAGUGGUUCUGCUUGAGCCGAGCCGCCACGCUGCCUACAUUCUCCUGACGGGCCCGGCCAGCCCGGAUCCACCCGGCCUGGUCUCUGUGGCCAAACACAAGGUGCGGGACCUCAUCCCGAGCAGCAAGGUAGUCCGCCUGGCUGAGGGUGGCCCCGACAGCGACCAGGCCGUCAGGGACCGGUUCUCUCGCCUACGGUACCGGAACGAGGCCUAGACGUGGUUUGGCCAGAGCCCGAAGCGGAGGUGGCUGCUGAAAUUUCACAUCCUGGGAAGUCAGCCCUUCACUGGCUCGGUCUGCACGCCGACUCCCGACCUGGUGACCUGGCGACGCUCUCCACUGGGCCCGUUACCCCAGGGACGUGCCAGGGCCUCUCCCCUCUCCCGCCAGCAUGCCAGGUCCUCACUCAGGUCCCCACUCCGAGCCCCACCCAGGUCUCCCUGGGCAGAGCCUGUGCUGGCAGCAGCUCACCCUCACUCCUCCAUGCCUGGCCAGAGCCUUGGCUGCAGAAUCCCCUCCCUCUUUCUGUCUGAGCCUUGCCUUCUCUGCACUGUCUCCCUGGGGUCGUGGAGCUCAGAGGGUGGUGGGCCCUGGUGGCUUGACGCAGGCCCACACCCUGGUGUGGUUGGUGGUAACUCGCCCUGGAGAGCCCAUGACAGGGCCCAUGAGGAAUGGGUCCUGGGAGGAUGUGACGGAUGGGCUGCCUUGAGCUGUGAGUGUCCCGAGGACCUGGCCCCAGGAUGUGCCCUGGGGUCAGCGUGCACCCCUGGGUACACACUGGAGCUCCUUGUCCCUCAGGGAUCCCUGCACCCCUGGGUGUGGCCAGCGGCCCCUCCUUCCUGGUGCUUGGACACCCCCCCACAGUCGGUGUCACCUGAUGCAAGACUCACCUCUGUGCCUUGGUCACCCCAGACCCGCCUGGUGCUGUGGGACUCAGCCGUGCCCGGACAAAAGCAAGCAGCCUGAUGACCGCGGGUGCCUCGGGAAGAAAUCAGAAUAAACACUGGUUUUGCACUGUC
Messenger RNA from Lagenorhynchus albirostris (white-beaked dolphin), 3019 nucleotides. It is a transcript of the gene FAM234A, whose product is annotated as family with sequence similarity 234 member A. The record is from RefSeq and is a predicted model, not a curated record. Bases 159 to 2216 code for a protein of 685 amino acids. NCBI's taxonomy places the organism in Eukaryota, Metazoa, Chordata, Mammalia, Artiodactyla, Delphinidae. The transcript has 11 exons.